Molecule: messenger RNA, 2002 nt
Organism: Morone saxatilis (striped sea-bass)
Lineage: Eukaryota; Metazoa; Chordata; Actinopteri; Moronidae
Gene: nsun3
Product: NOP2/Sun RNA methyltransferase 3
Exons: 6
Coding region: 91-1488 (465 amino acids)
Biological process (GO): rRNA methylation
Cellular component (GO): mitochondrial large ribosomal subunit
Molecular function (GO): methyltransferase activity
Source: RefSeq, a predicted model, not a curated record
UGAAAAACGUACCCGUACCCGAGCUCCAUGACUUAUGAAAGAACAGUUGAUGAAUAUAUGUAAAGUUAUGUAGUAAAAAUAGAAAACUUAAUGUCUAAAUACAUGUUCUCAAUAGGUCCGUUUUACAGUAGGUGGAGCACAGUUAGCGUUAAAGCUCCGACCCCUCUGUGGUGUCUGUGGCCGUGUAGCUGCCACUCUGGUCCCGAUGCUGUUUUACAGCUGAACGAGCCAAGAGGAGCCCAGAAUAAACAGGUAACAAAAUUGCACAAAAAGAAAAGAUCUUCGUGUCAGCCAGUACUGGACCACUUUGACCAGCAGUACAGUCAGGAACUUGGAGACUUGUGGCCAUCUGCAAGGGCAGUGCUCCUGGACCGUCACUCUUGGCAGUAUGGGGUCAUGCUCAACCGCUUCAGCACUGUGACAGACAUCACACAGACCCUCCAAUCCCAGGGUUUUUCCUUAUUGCUGCCAAAAACAAAUGUCUCCACGUUGCUUUGUGAUGGCACCUCAACAUUUUCAAAUUCUAAACACCAAGCAACAAAGGACUCACUGUUGCCACCUCAAUACACCUCAAAGUGCUCCCCUAAUGACUCCCUCGUCCAACCUGAAAGCCCCUCUCAUGCACUCGGUCGGGACCUUCAAUCAGAGGCACUCAGUUUGGCCUGUCCUUCAUUACAAUGUUACAUCCACCCAUAUCCACUGCGGUUUCCCUCUCAGGCUCACAGGCCUGGCCAGCUGAAGCAGUAUUACCUUCUGAAUGCUGCCUCCCUGCUUCCAGUGCUGGCUUUACAAGUCAGAGAUGGGGAGAAGGUUUUGGAUCUUUGCUCUGCUCCUGGGGGCAAAGCCAUAGCCAUAAUUCAGUGUGCCACCCCAGCACUUAUCUGCUGUAAUGAACCAGACCCUCACAGACGGGACUGGCUGGCCAAAACUCUGGAGUCUUUUGUGCCUCACUCACUAAACAGCAGAGUGAUUGUGUCUGCACAGGAUGGACGGUCUUUUGGGCAAAGAGAAGCAGGGACAUAUGACAAGGUUUUAGUCGAUGCUCCAUGCUCUAAUGACAGGAGCUGGUUGUAUUCUUGCAGCGGCCAGCAGGGGGAACAGAGACUACAGGAAAGAGCCAAGCUGCCUAGGCUCCAGGCUCAACUGCUUAGGUCUGCACUGUCUGCGGUGCGUCCAGGGGGUGUCGUGGUCUAUUCCACUUGCACACUGUCCAGCUCUGAGAACUACGCCGUGGUUGAAACCGUGCUGAAUGACUGUCCUGAGGCCGAACCCGAAGACCUGUGGGAGGAAAUUGCCAUUCCUUUAUCAAAAUACUUUGCAUUUAGUCCUGCUCACCCUGGUCAUGGACAGACACUUCACAAGCCAUCCCCGCAGCCACAGGAUGGCAAUGUGUCCUCUUAUCACCACAGACUCGGCAUUUUAGUGGUUCCUCAGCCCGGCAAGACCUGGGGACCCAUGUUUCUGUCUCGGAUUAGAAGGAGGAAAUAGUGUGUAUCCUCCUGUGCUGAAAAGAUAUGUGGAAACAAAUGGCUAAAUAUACACAUUUCCUUGGUAUGUUGUUUGUUACCUGUGGGUUUUAUAAGAUGCACAGGAUCCCAUGGAAUUGGCUUAUAACCCACUCACACAAACAAACUUGCUAAUUCACCUUUAGCGCACUGCAGACAGUGCCUAUUUCCACCACAUGCAGGCGAAGAUACAACAUCACUCACAUCAUUCUUACUAACCUUCAGUGAUCUGAGACAGACUUGUAUUUAAAGCAGCUAUAAUUUAUAUAUUUAUAAUAAAUAUGAAUAAAAUGACAUGUGUGAAAGGAGUUGCUCAUAGUGAUGAACUUGCAUAUAAUUAUCACCAGAAUCUGCAGGUCCCCGGGACUUUUACGGAGCCUUAUGAAGUUUAAUCUCAUUGUUUAUCUGUUGUAUCUGAUCUUUUAUAUAUCUUUUAUAUAUAUAUAUAGUUUUAUAUAUUUAUAUUUUGUUCUUAAUAGAUGUUGCCUUUGUAUAAU